Messenger RNA from Penicillium verrucosum, 879 nucleotides. RefSeq lists its product as uncharacterized. The coding region runs from base 1 to 879 and encodes 292 amino acids. Gene Ontology annotation, biological process: transmembrane transport. Gene Ontology annotation, molecular function: water channel activity. Gene Ontology annotation, cellular component: plasma membrane. The record is from RefSeq and is a predicted model, not a curated record. The transcript has 3 exons. NCBI's taxonomy places the organism in Eukaryota, Fungi, Ascomycota, Eurotiomycetes, Eurotiales, Aspergillaceae.
AUGUUGUUCAAGAAGCGCUUGUCUGAUGUCCCGACCAUUGAAGGGUCGCAGACAAAUAACCAGCUGCUUAUGCUGCGGCUCCCAGACAAGCUGCAGUACAACUUGCUCUGUCUGAUGGGCGAGUUCGUGGGGACUUUCCUGUUUCUCUUCUUUUCUUUCGCGGGUACACAGGUGUCCAAUACCCCCAUGCCGCCACCUGGCUCCCCACCAAAUACUACUAACUUGAUGUAUUCCGCUCUUUCUUUCGGAUUCGCUUUGACGGUCAAUGUCUGGGCUUUCUACCGAGUCACGGGUGGUCUUUUCAACCCGGCGGUUACUCUUGCCCUCUGCCUGAGUGGUGGCAUGCCCCCUCUCCGGGGGUUGUGCGUAUUCCCUGCGCAACUGGUCGCCGGAAUUGCUGCAGCGGGCGUCGUGAGUGCCCUGUUCCCGGGCCCGUUAAACUGCUCGACACGACUCGGCGGUGGCGCAUCGAUCGUACAAGGACUCUUCAUUGAGAUGUUCUUGACGGCGCAGCUUGUGUUUGUCGUUAUCAUGUUGGCAGUGGUGAAGCACAAGUCCACCUAUUUGGCUCCAGUAGGAAUCGGUCUGGCUUUCUUUGUUGCAGAACUGAUUGGUGACUACUAUACCGGAGGAUCUCUCAACCCUGCUCGUUCCCUCGGACCUGAUGUGAUCAACCGCUCGUUUCCGGGAUACCACUGGAUCUAUUGGGUCGGUCCUUUGCUCGGAUCCCUUCUUGCGUCUGGUUUCUAUCAACUCCUGUGUAUCGUGCGCUGGGAGAAGAUCAACCCCGGUCAGGAUUAUAACGAGGAAGAGGUUGCUAGGAAGGAGUCGUUGAUUGGUUCGGAGCAUACCAUCACCGCCAAUGCCGCUUCCCCCUAA